Messenger RNA from Belonocnema kinseyi, 5369 nucleotides. RefSeq names its product GAS2-like protein pickled eggs. The transcript has 8 exons. Gene Ontology annotation, biological process: microtubule bundle formation; protein localization to microtubule plus-end; actin crosslink formation. Lineage: Eukaryota; Metazoa; Arthropoda; Insecta; Hymenoptera; Cynipidae. Gene Ontology annotation, molecular function: microtubule binding; cytoskeletal adaptor activity; actin filament binding. The record is from RefSeq and is a predicted model, not a curated record. The coding region runs from base 611 to 3295 and encodes 894 amino acids. Gene Ontology annotation, cellular component: microtubule plus-end; cytoplasm; stress fiber.
CAGUCUCUGGUUGGGACGUGAAGACGUAAGCAUGGGGUUCGAAAAUAACCCGCGAGGCGCAUACAAUUUUAAAUUACUCUAAUCGCAUUAUCAUCCCGUUUAAGGAAAGUCGCUGAAAAAUCGGCGGGCGGGAAAAUCAAAACGGAAAACCGGCAACAUCGUGUCCAUGACUUAAAUCCCAAAAAUCUCCCUCUCCAAGAAUUGAUCAAAUUCUUAUUUUUAACCCAAAAUCGAACGAACGAAACGAGUAAUUAUUUCGCGUAAUCUAUAUACGCAAUGAGCCUGUUAAAGGGACCCAAUUUAUUAAUCUAAGGACCUUAUAUUUUCAUCCUAAUAGUACGUUCACAAAAAUAUGAUGAACUAAAAAUUAGAGUUUAAUUGAAGAAUAGUUAAGACAAAAAACUAAAAGCUCAAUGAUCAGUGAGCGCGAACGUGAUACGCACACACACGAAGGUUGUUCGUGCAACGAAUAAUUAUGACAAUCUGAUUCGUCGCUAAAGUGAACGGGAUUUAUUCGCGAGUGAUCGCAAUACUUAGUGGUGUUGGAGAAAAAGGAGAAAAAGACUAUUGCUAAUUCUGCGGGAUACGAUUAACUGACAAAAAUCAUAACAUGUCGGUGCUACUAGAAGCGAGGCCUUUCAGGCCUUUCAAAUCCUCCGAAGAGUACUUGGUCGCGAUGAAGGAGGAUUUAGCCGAGUGGUUGAACGCCUUGUAUCCGGAAUUGAGAAUGAAUCUGGACAACUUCAUGGACAGACUUGAUACUGGUGUCGCUUUAUGCAAACACGCGAACAACGUGCGAAAAUCAGCGGGCGAGUAUGUGGCUCGGCGGCAAGCACGAAAGAUCAUGACACGCUCGAUAACCUCAUCGCUGGCAGUCCCAAUGAGCCAGUUGAGCGAUGUGGCCUUUCUGACAAACGCGAAGGCCGGCACUUUCUUCGCCCGGGACAACGUAUCCAACUUUAUCAGCUGGUGCCGCAAUAGCCUGGGUAUCAUCGAGUGUCUGCUCUUCGAGACUGAUGACUUGAUAAUGCGUAAGAACGAGCGGCACGUGAUACUCUGUCUGCUUGAAGUAGCCAGACGAGGGGCCAAAUUUGGCAUGUUGGCCCCCAUGUUGGUACAAAUGGAGCGGCAAAUCGACCGAGAAAUCGCGGCGGAAAAUAAAGCUACCAACGGAACCAACAACGACGACAGCGACGACGAGUACGCUGAUAUGCAACAGGAAGAACCUUGUCUUAUCUACGGACCCCAGCCACAGAUUGUCACCAACGAUCUGAAGAGCCUUGACGAAAUGGUUCGCGAACUGGUGGAAAGAUGUACCUGUCCUACACAAUUUCCGAUGAUUCGGGUUUCUGAAGGCAAGUAUCGUAUUGGGGACACCAAGGUGCUCAUCUUCGUGAGGAUUCUGAGGAGUCACGUGAUGGUACGAGUGGGCGGUGGCUGGGACACCCUUAGCCACUAUUUGGACAAGCACGAUCCCUGUCGGUGUCGAACCUCACACCGAUCAAUGAUCUCGGCAAAAUUAAUUCAGAAAGCAGGCGGUUCCUUCGAUCUUGGUAGCGCGCAGGUGCAUUAUGAACGAUCACCUCCAAGGACCCGCCGCAGUUCCGCCUCUAGCGUCGGUUCCUGCGCAGGAACGUUACAAUCUCAAAAUCAGCAGCCUUUAUCAUUGCAAAUCCCCAGAAGCGUUUCAAGCAAUCGAUCUCGAUCACCCACCCCUCACCAGGCGACUAGACAUCAUGGCGAGGACACGAAGAAGACUGGAAACCGUUCCAGGAGUCCAACACCGCAGGGGAAGCACCUCACCAAUCCAGCCCAUCAGCUAUCAGAUGCUGGAAAGCUAAGGUCCAGGUCACCAACCCCGAAGACGAACACCAGGUCAAGAAGUCCAACUCCAAAGGUGGAAAAUGGAAAGGCGAACGAUCCCUUGAUACUGGACCCAACCAGAAAAGCCCUCAACGAAGAAAUCCGACAGGUCAAAUACGAUGGACGAUCUCAGAUGUAUCACAGCAGACAUCAGGAUAAUUAUCAGGAUCCGAAGAAAGACCUUCACCAGGAGAUCAAGGAGAAGGUGCCACUCUCGGAAGAGUUUUCAAAACGUUACGUGGUCGAAGGUGGAGUGGCCCGCCGAGCUCUAGACAAGGAUGAUACCCCGAAGUACGAGCCAGCGAUAUACAAUUACAAAUGUCAAGAAGAUUCAUCAAGUCGCAGUCCGACACCAAGCCCGCCAGUCAAGGACGAAUCUGGUGAAUCUUUCGGAAAGUCGCCACAUGGAGAUGGCGAGCACUCCGACAAUGGUAGCGAGGUCUCAGAUGAAGGUUACAGAAGUUUAGGAGCGGUGCAACCAUCAACAACCAAUGGAAGCACUGGAACAGGUACCGGUACUCAAGGAUCGCCCACGGUUGUCGACUGUCACAAACAACCGACAAAAGCAGAUCAAGAAAGAUCCUGCGUAGAGACGGAGAGUAUCGAGACGGGUUUGCGUAAGACCAGAAUCGGGCCUCCGAGUCCCUUGAGAGCAUCUCCAUCCAGAAGUGCAGCUUCCUCAUCCGGUGACCGAACUCCACGAGCAGGUUCUAUUGUGCGGGAAAGCAGCAAUCUCUCAAAAGCCUCAUCAGGAAGCAGAACUCCAAGAGAAGGCAACUCGAGUCCAGAAUCAAGUCCCUUACACCGCAAGGGCAUUCGUGCGAGCAUCAAAAAGCCUCCAUACGGAAGCAUCAGUAAAGCUUCCGCUGUUCCCAAGUUGCUUCAGAGUCCAUCCAAUGGUGCCAAUACCUGGAACGGUCGACAAACUAAACAAAGGCCAAGCUUGCAAGCUGACACCUUCACCAAUCCCAAAAAUUCCUCUCCGACCUCCAGUUUCUCGAGGAAAAAUUCCAUCAGACAAAGUCUACCAAGGCCCUCCAACGGUCCCCAAUAUGAUAGAAAUGGACGCAGGAUCAGACCAGCAACUUCUUCUCUUCAAUCAUCACCAACCAAAACUGCUAAUCCUCUGCUGGAGCAAAUUCUCCAGAAGGUUGGUCAUCUUCAAGAUGAUCAGCAGGUUGUUCAGAAGCUUCAAGACUUUCUAAGAGAUUAUAAGGGCCAUGGAACAACGCCAGGUCAUGAGGGAGAUCCUACUCUUGAUUUUACUAGAGCCUGGAUCGAUGGAAAUGGAAUUGUUGAGCUUCCAGCUGAAGGGUCCAUUUCUGUUAGUCCUAGAAAAGACCCAAAAGCAUCGACAGAAAGAGGCAGUUUUUCAAGGAUACCUGCUCCUGUCUACAAAAGGCCUAUGUCUGUUGCUUCUGAUAGCAUCUGAUCUGCUAGAAGGAAGUCGUGAGGUUGAAGGUACCUCGAGUCUUCGAGGCUGGUGCUCCCGAGUUCUUUAAUUUUUAUUGAAUAACGGGUUCGCCUCGAGUUAAGUGAAUCUCCUCGAUGUGUCCUUUAAUCGGAAUCUCGGUAUGAGUAAUCUUACUGGUGCACACAAGGAUUGGUGAGAUCGACGAAUUCAGUUUCAGACUGGUGCUUUUAGACUUUAUUGUUCCAGAAUCAAAAUUAAGCAGGGAUAAAAAAAGAGCGGAUUUAAUCAGCUGUUUAAUUCACUUUCAGAGGAGAACCACUGCCGAGCGGGGGAUAAAGGGCGUGGCUUAAUCCUCACUAGGUUUCUAAUCACGCGUGCGGCAGAGGUUCUCAACAAAAAGGGUAAACGUUGCCUGCACAAAUCCGCUCUCUAGAAAUAAAUAAAAGUACAACUUAUGCACUACAAUACUCCGAUUAUAUUACAGAUUUCAGAAUCAGGAACAAAUUGCAAACGGAGAUUCCAUUCCUCCCAAAUACACAGGAACCUUUAAACAAAUUCAGACUACUAGCUUUAUUUCAGGUUAAAUUUUACUUGCCUUAAGAGCUAUUGUUGUGCAGCAGUUGUAGCAUUUCUCACAGUGCAAGUGUUCGAGGGAUUUAGUACGCGACUAGGGACGUUUAUAGCCAGUCAAGUGCGUUAAUAGUUUCCCGAUCGGCUUCCAGUGUGUUGAUUGCAGACCGAAUGAUUCAAGAUCGAUGACCCCAGGGCGCGUAGGAACUUCCAACGUUUGAGGAUCAAGAAUGUUAAUCAAAGAAUUGAUUUAAAAAAAAACUGAUUUCAAUAUUUUGUGGUUCCUACGCACCGUAAUCUUAAGUGUGUUUUGUUAGUUAUAGGUCCGUGAUUUUUAAUCGCUGACAGUUUAAUCGCCUUUACUCGAGAUGAAACAAUUCAGCAAUCAGGCAUGGUAUUGCUAACUGAGUUGCUGGUUUUCAUCACCUCUGGUUUUUAGCGAUUACGACGAUCGUUUAUAGAAAUUAUUUAUUUAUAUAGUCUAUCGGUUGUAUUUAUUAAAGACGAUUUAUUUACGCGUUGUAACCUCGUUUUUCUGCGCCAGAAAAUGCAGCAGAGAAGUUUGGUAGGUGCGAGAGAGGAGGUGUGUUAUAGGAAGGGAGAUUCUGACUCCAGAAUAUAUAGUAUAUUAAAACUUAAAUAUACUAUGCAUUAUCAAAAUAACCCCAACAGACUGUGUAGAGAGCAUAUAUCCACGAAGAACAAAUGUCAUUCCAAUGUUUAAAUGUCUUUUUAUACCAAAAGCAAACGUAGACCAUUUUUUUAACAAGUGUCUUAUCAUUAGGGAGUGGUCAGUUGAAAUCUCCAUCAGAGACUGAACUCCUGCAAACCUUCAAGGUUAAAAUUUAAUUGAAAUAUGCGUCGACGUGAUAAGUAAAAGACAGGUAGGCGAAACGAUAGCAAGAGCCUAAACUAUUUUUUUAGUAACUUUAGACAAUUGACGAGCAUAGGUUAUACCACGUGGAGACUAUCUCGUGAACUUGGCAAUAAGGCUGAAUAUUUCUUAUUUCUCAGUAACAAUUAAUUUGAUUGAUUUAAUCGAAUUAAAAAAAUGUUCAGUUCUUAUAGUUAUUAUCAAAUGUUUUAAGACUUUUGUUUAGUAUUGAUAUUUCAUGAUAGGAAUUUAAGCCUAAAGUGCCAAACUCGCGAGUUAGAGAGUUUUAGAUGCUCCACGUUUUUGAGAGUGUAGUAUUUUUUUAAGCGAUUUUAGUACCCACGAUACCCACAGUAAGGAGAAGUGAAUAAAUAAUAAUUGAUACAUAUGCAUGCCGAAGCUUUACAGCCCCGAUUACAGCUUAAUCGUGUCAAUAAAUAAUAUCGAUUAUGAUGCAUUACUGCUAUCAUUAUUAUUAUCGCUAUUACGAACUACGAUUAUCAGUAAUUUCACAAUUAUUACCACGAUAAUGAUUGCUAUUAUUAAUAUUAUUGUACGCGAUGUUGCCUAUUUUAUGUUAUAAUUUUAUCUACAUCUACGUCAAGUUGUAAACUCAGAAAUUGAACAUUAAUAAAAAUAUAGAAAACC